Fusarium coffeatum is the source of this 1443-nucleotide messenger RNA. RefSeq lists its product as uncharacterized. Gene Ontology annotation, molecular function: DNA-binding transcription factor activity, RNA polymerase II-specific; zinc ion binding. The coding region runs from base 1 to 1443 and encodes 480 amino acids. Gene Ontology annotation, biological process: regulation of DNA-templated transcription. The transcript has 2 exons. The record is from RefSeq and is a predicted model, not a curated record. Lineage: Eukaryota; Fungi; Ascomycota; Sordariomycetes; Hypocreales; Nectriaceae.
AUGGCGUCUACUGUAGCAGUACCCGCUGCUGAUAAAGUCACCAAGCACAGAGCGUGUGACGAAUGCCGAUCCCGCAAACUCGCCUGCUCCAAAGAACCCGACGGCUGCGCCCGUUGCAAAAAGGAGGGAAUAACAUGCUACUACUCGCCCCAGAAGCAGAUGGGUCGGCCCCGAAAGAGACGCCAUAUAGACGCCGAGGAAGAAGAUGUCACUGCUGCUGUGUCAGCUUCUCAGCCGCAACCUCAAGAACAGUCUUUGCCCUUCCUCCAGCCCGCUGACGAUAUAUCUUACCCUCAGCUUCAAGAUACAUUGCCGGGUGGAGACUUUCUUGAUACUCUAAACUUCUUAGAUGACCCUGUUUCUACAGACAUCAAUACCUGGGACUUGUUACCCAACUACAACGAUGCUCUUCCAUUCGACCCUCAGAUCUUUGACCAUGAUGGGUCCUUCAUGGAAAACAACUCCGCUUUACCAGCGCUGAAUCUAAGCGGCGUCGAUCUUUUGGGUACCAUCAACUUUGGAGAUACAGACAUUUCCCAAGACACCGUCUCAAAAGAUCUAAGCCACACACUCCAUCGAUACCUGACUGAUCAGAUCGAACCGCCAAACGCCGAAUCACAUCAAGCUUCGGACAGUUCAACACCGCCAGACUCUAGCGACAAUGGAGCUUCUGUUAAUUCCCCCGGUGACACUGCCAGUUCACCAAACCCCUCAAUGCGGUCUAUUCCCACAGUAUCUUGCAGUUGUCUAUCAACACUAUUCUUCGCUCUCGAAUCCCUAGGAAACUUACCCAACGAGGUCAUUCCCGCCAUGAAAGUCGCCCGAAACGCUUCCAAGGUUGCUCACGACGUUAUCAAGUGCACCAUUUGCUUAGACUGCAUGCUGGACGAGCCUCUCAAACCACCUCCCAUCCAAGCCUUCCAGAACCUCAUGCUUCUCGGUACUCUGGUUCCAUCAGCAUGUAAUGCCUAUGCUCGAAUCCUAGAAAUGGUAGAUGAAGAAACAGUCCGUGCAAAGAAAGAAGGCCGGACGUUCUGGUUUGCCUUCAAAGAUAUUGGUGGAUUAUGGGGUUGCGUUGGAGAAACGUCAGACAGCUGCACGGCUUACCAAACGUACAACAACAAAACAAUGCCACCAGACUUGUGGAGACUAACCAUCCGCGGUCUUCUCCGUCUGGACGUCUAUGGACUUAAUGAGAAAGAUCAUGAAAUCCCGGGAGCUGCGUCGUAUCGACAACUAGGUCUUAAGGAUGUGGUGGACACGCUGGAGGAGCGAAGCAGACAGAGGCAUGCACUCUUGGACUCACGGACAGCCGCAGGACAUAACCAUGACCAUAUCUCUGGAGUCAUCUAUCCGUCGAAACCGGUUGCUCCGUCAGAACGCAAUUGUACUAGAGUUCUCGAGACGGCUCGCAUAGCACUGGAGAAUCUCGUUAUUGCAUAA